This is a messenger RNA of Dendroctonus ponderosae (mountain pine beetle), 1131 nucleotides long. RefSeq names its product adenosine deaminase-like protein (gene Ada). Bases 39 to 1106 code for a protein of 355 amino acids. The record is from RefSeq and is a predicted model, not a curated record. Gene Ontology annotation, biological process: adenosine catabolic process; inosine biosynthetic process. Gene Ontology annotation, molecular function: adenosine deaminase activity. The transcript is spliced from 5 exons. Lineage: Eukaryota; Metazoa; Arthropoda; Insecta; Coleoptera; Curculionidae.
AAAAUAUAAAAUUGACUUCGCCGCAUAGUGCAAAUGUAAUGCUCCACAUAACUUGCAAAUCGGUUUGUAAGGCCAGCCUUUCAACUUCAAAACCCGUCGAAAUGGAGUCGUUCUGCCGUAAACUUCCCAAAAUUGAAUUACACGCUCAUCUUAACGGAUCACUAAGCAGUUCCACUCUGAAGAAACUAGGAUGUUUCGAAGAGUCUAUUGACAAAUACCAAACAAUCAACACCGAUUUAAAGGAAGUAUUCAGCGUAUUCAAAAUUGCCCAUGAAGCAACAAAUAACAUGGAAAAUCUCUAUGAGGCUACCAGGAGUGUUAUCGAAGAAUUUGCUGAAGAUAAUGUAGUUUAUCUUGAACUGAGAACAACUCCACGCUCCGAAGAAACCAUGUCGCUAGAUCAGUACAUUGAUACGGUUAUCAAAGCCAUUCAAGAAAAUGAAUCUUCUAAAAUUAUGGUCAAGCUUAUUUUGUCGUUGGACAGAAGCAAGGCGAAAGAGGAACAAGCCAGAACUUUAGAUGUGAUUAUCAAGUACAAAAAUCAAUACCCCAAUUUGAUUAAAGGGGUAGAUUUGAGCGGAGAUCCUGCUAAAGGGAAGUUUUUUAAUGAUUUAUUUGUGAAGGCUCGAGAAAACGGAUUGCGUACAGCAAUUCACUGCGCGGAACUGAAAAACGACGAUGAAGUUCUUGAAAUAUUGAAAUUCAAUCCGGAUCGACUCGGCCAUGGCACGUUCCUCCAUCCCAACUAUGGAGGUAGCGCGGAAAUAUGGAAAUUGUAUCUAGCACAAAACAUUCCAGUUGAGUGUUGUAUGACUUCCAACGUAAUAUGUUUAUCGGCGACUUCAUAUGAUAAACAUCACGUUCAAGAAUGGAUUAAGGAACAGCUACCAUUUUCUAUUGCAACCGACGACAAGGGAGUAUUCAAGACAACACUAUCAAAUGAAUUUCAGUUGCUUUACGACAAUUUCAAAUGUAGCCAGUUGAAGUUAUGGGAAAUAUGCAACAACUCUAUCGAGUACUCCUUUGCGAGCAAUGAGGAAAAGGCAUUUUUAAAACUGGCAUUAGACCAGUGGAAGACAAAGAAUAUUAAACCGGAAAUAAAAUGAAAAUAAAACUUUUUCAUAAUAAUAA